UCAGAAAGCAAAGAUAUAAGAUUCGCGUCUAAAGGAACUUUCCCGUUGUCCCUUCAUCACCCUUGGUCGUAAGAGGACCUGCUUUAACGAGGUGCCUCUCCUUUUUCUUCCUGACAUGCACUUAUGUCUGCUGCGAAACAGUUCGCGAUAUCGUUGCGGUUGUUGGGCAUCUGACUACGAAGCUGCUUGUAAAGAAAAAUCAACGAUUCAGUAAAUUCAGCGUGUCAACGGCUAGACGAUGCGUAGAUACAGGCUCGUACUUUGGUGUUGGACGCUUCUACUCGUCGCCUCCUCCUCCGAAUCUCGAGGGAAUUCCACGACGCCCAGCGACGACGAGCGGAAUAAUUCUACGGGGCGAUAUGAUAUUCAGACUAGUAUCGUCGCGAUGAAUCAUAGCGACGAUGAAGAAUUAGUACGAUAUAACGUACAUGAGAAUUCUACAAAGAAUAACGUGCAGCUCCGUGCCAACUCCACUAGUGACGACCACGAGGAUAGCGAUUCGAUGUAUGAAUUUCACGUGCAUUCCACGAAGGAUCGUGAGGGCGGCAAUCAAAUGUCGACGAAGCUCUAUGGGAAUUUUACAAAGGCCGACAACGGGACGAACUCCACGAACGAAGGCCACGGAAACUCGAUGCAAGCUGAGGACAUAAGUAAUUUAAUUAAUUUAUCCUACGAGCUCCGAAAAUUGCAUGAAGAUGACAUUAAAGGAAAUGUUGUUCCUUACGAGAUGUGCGAGAACAGUACCUGCAUUCUGCUCUGCUGCCCUCUUGGCAGACGCCUACUCAAGGUAGGAAAUGAGGAGCAAUGCAGCGUUGCGAAGGCUAAAAAUUAUCCCUUUCCAAAUAUGUACAAUUACAUAGGCGGGAUGAAUAAUUCGUGGGAGAAGGUACCACUUGGUAAAAGGCUGGACCAGAUCUUUCAGCUGAGCGUUCAUGAUCCAUGUAGAUUCCAACGCUACAAGCUUGAUCCUGACAAGAAUUCAAACGACGAAUAUACGAUCCUCGACAAUGGCACUUUGUAUCUACCGUAUACCGGCGACGUCAUCGAAUUGUACUGCCUCGCCGUUGUGGAAGACAAGUACGAGAUAACCGCUUGCUUCGAUGACGAAGCAGAGGAGAUCUUCAUCGAACAAAGCAAGGGUUUACCCGUGGGUCUAAUAGUGUCCUUGCCAUUUUUGCUGGCGACAUUCGUGAUAUAUUCCAUACUGCCGGAACUUCGGAAUAUGCACGGCUACACGCUGCGCGGAUACGUCGGCUCGUUGUUCAUCGCAUACACAUUUCUCGGGAUACUUCAGCUAAUGCCGCCAAACACACUAUCGGAAUCCAUCUGCAUUAUAUGGGCCUUCAUCAUGCACUUCUCGUUUCUGGCAAGCUUCUUCUGGCUAAAUGUGAUGUGCUUCGAUAUUUGGUGGACAUUUGGGGGAUUCCGCUCGUUACAAGGAAGCGUGAAGCAGCGAGAGAGAAAAAAAUUCGUCAUGUAUUCUAUUUACGCGUGGGGAAGUGCUGCUCUCCUCAGCAUCUUGUGUGCCGUCAUGGAUUUCGUUCCCAGCGUGCCAAGGGAGUUGAUCCGACCGGAAUUUGGUGCCACGAGAUGUUGGUUCAAGACGGACGAGGCGAGAGCGUUAUAUUUUUACGGGCCCAUGAGUGUCACUGUUAUCUGCAACAUUUGCUUGUUUAUCUCUACAGCACUAAAAAUUGUGCGCCACAGGAAGGACACGGCGCAUCAUUUGAGAAGUUCAGAAAGCAGACGCCACGAUGACAAUAAGCAAAGGUUCAAUCUGUACCUGAAGUUAUUCAUCGUGAUGGGAAUAAACUGGUCCAUGGAAAUAAUAUCAUGGCUGUUUGAGAAGGUACCGGCGUACGUGUGGUAUAUCAGCGAUCUGACAAACACCUUGCAAGGUCUCAUCAUCUUCAUUAUAUUCGUAUGGAAGGAGAAGAUCAAGCGGUUGCUAUUAAAGCGAUUCGGUUGUCAGGAUCGCGAUCUGUUUUCCAGAAACUCAACACGCAGCGGUGUUCACAGCUCAGCCUCGCGUACCUGCACUACCACAAUGUCCCUGCAAGAAAAGGUCAAUCCCUACACGCAAACGAACUGCCGCGCAAAGAGUUCAUCCGAUGAGGCUGAUACUUAAUAUCGCAACGCGAGAAAAAGAUUCCAUUAUGUGAAUCGGAAGUUGAUGAUUAACGAGCGGUUAGGUAAUACCGUAAUUUAAUUCUCAACUCGAGAAUCAAUUUUGCAUUGCUUGCGUUGAUCUCUUUGUGUGAAAACACUGAAACUAGUGGUUUUCACUUUUCUCUCUCUCUCUCUCUCUAUUUUUUUUAUUUUUAAAAUGUACUUACAAGUUUUUUAAAUCUUUUUUUUAGCAACCCAAAGAGCAUUAAAGAAAGUUAAAUUAGUCUAUAUCUGUCGUCCUAAUAUAAGCAUGUUGUACAUUAUGUACAUUAUGUAAGUCAUAAUUUUGUAUAAAUUUUAUUUUAAUUAUGUAAGGAUACGUAUUAUUAUACGUAAUAACAUUUUGGUAAAAAGGCUACCGACAGUUUUGAUAAUUUUAAUUUUAACUCUAACACAUUGUUCGCAUAUAACUGUCUUACAUUCUUUUUUUUUCUUUUAUUUAUUUUCAUUAUAUCGACACACUUGAUCUAUUUUUCUACCGCACGCACAAGGAUUUAAUGUUGAACGAUUCAAGAAAAAAAUAUGCAUAAUAAAUAUAUGAAUUUUUAAACAUGUGUUUAUAUAAAAAGAUAAAUAAAUUUUUAAGACGAUAUUGUAUCGUGCGAUGCAAAUAUCGACUCAUGUCAAAUUAACCGUAUAUUUUAUCAUAUGUGAUAAUAUUAUAAUAUGUACCUUGAAAAUUCUUGCUGAGAUAGACUUUCUAUUUAACUUAAAAUUCCAUUGAUUUAUGAAAUGUAUUUGCCGAUAACGUUUUUUGGAAUUGCAUUUCAUUUAUCGUAUUAUAUAUAGAAUGUAGCUCUUCACCGCUUCUAUACACAGAAUAUUUCUGUACAAGUGCCAUCACGAAUAUUCGUUUAAUAUUUAAUAGUUGUAUUUGAAUUUGUUAUACGCACCUAUAAAAUCAAAGAAAUUAAGUGGACAAAAUUAAAACACAAGUAAAAUAAUAGCACAGUGUUCACUCGAAGUCUGUAAUCGUUAAGUAAUUAAGGCUUAAUCUGUAUGCAUUAUUAUUACAUGUAUGUUUGUAAUCGUCUACGUAUACGAUAAUUAGACGAGAAAAUAAAAAAUAAAGACCAUUGCGAGACGUA
Molecule: messenger RNA, 3257 nt
Organism: Solenopsis invicta (red fire ant)
Lineage: Eukaryota; Metazoa; Arthropoda; Insecta; Hymenoptera; Formicidae
Product: G-protein coupled receptor Mth2
Exons: 6
Coding region: 239-2128 (629 amino acids)
Biological process (GO): G protein-coupled receptor signaling pathway; cell surface receptor signaling pathway
Cellular component (GO): membrane
Molecular function (GO): G protein-coupled receptor activity
Source: RefSeq, a predicted model, not a curated record